UGGGUGGGUCAUCAGUCGCCAGUUGAUCGUCCCACUGCCGGUAUGGUGCGAGCAGCCGUCGCCAGCGCACUGCCCAAGUUAUGUAGGCCGACGUGACACCUGUUGGCGUUAUGGAUUACGCUGGAUUAUCAACACAACGUGUUUUACCUACAACACGCGCAUUCGCUGAUAGUAGCAAGGGAUAAUGAUGUAAAUUGUGUGAUUUCCGUGUGAUCAGCGAGUUUGUGGGUUUUUUCAAAGAUGGUGACAUGGAGAUACUAACUGUCAUCUGAACAAUGGAUACCAGACGGCUAGUUUCUGUGGUGUUGCUGUUCCUGAUGGGAGUGGUGCGGGUCCGUCAGCAACACACCUGUGAUCAGUGCGACUGCACCGUGGGGGACAGCGAUGACGACAGAGGAAUAACCAACGUCAGACCUCGUUGUAGUGAAGGCAAGAUCACGUGGUCCAGUUCGUAUGGCGCCAUAAGAUUGGAACUGAGGCCGAUAAGACCGGGCGAGUUCAAGGCCUGCAUCCUGCUUCACAGUCAUGACGUUCGAACUUUGGUCUCCAGGGAGACCGUCAAAUACACACCUGGCAAUUAUAAAACAAAAACAGUCGAAAAAAAGGAACUGACGUUAUCACCACUGUUAACAGUUAACGGAAGUGGUGGUAGGGACGGUAAAGAGGUGUGCGCGACCUCUAGCGGAGAUUCUGUGCACUUGUAUAUAGAGACUGUGCGGACGACAGAGGACACAGGGUUGCCACGGGUUACGAUAUAUUACGACAUAGAGAUGACGAAAAGUCCCUUGUUUUAUAACCCCAUGGAUGACUGCCGUCCCUGCACUGAUAAAGAACUGAUAGAGGCGUUUUGUACGAGCGAGUUCGUGGUGGUUGGCCAGAUGCAGAACGUCGUGCACAGCAAGGCAGACGAGACGUCGUACAUAGAUGUCCAGGUGUCCCAUGUGGUGCGCCAGAAAGACAGGAUCUUCACCCCGUCCCCCAGGAGCAGCCGAGACCUGGAGGGCACGAUCCUCACCCCGUCCAAGUGUGACGUCAGUCUCAGCUCGGGACACUUCCUGUUGACAGGGCGAGUCAGGCUGGGACGGCCCGUCUUGAAAUGCGCCCCGUUUUAUGACCAGUGGUUACGGAUACGUGAUGAGGCGAAACAGAGCGGGAUGAUGGAAUGUGCAUAAUGGUGUAAAAGUACAUUUUUAAAAAUAAUACUAAGCAUAUUGACUGUGAGGACCAUAAAUAUGGUCAUCGUGUUAGCUUGACCUUCACAGCCGUUCCUUGACCUUCACAGGUAGCUGGAUUUAAAUCACAAACCGUCCGAGUGGAAGGGAGCUCUUCACAGGAAGUGGAAUAGUUUCUGUAUUGAUGGUUGUUUCCAUUUGUUUUCACUUGACAUUCGAAAUCAAUGUUGAAUUGCAGAACUGGAAAAAAACCCCAAGAAAAAACAAAAGAAAAUCGAUGAGCCCACCAGUACGUAAGAUAAGCGUGUGUAAGGAGGGGGAUUGCCACUGGGGUAAGAAAGCGCCAACUUGUUUAAAAGAAGCCGUCUGCGUCAAACAUCAGCUGUCGGCUGUUACAUUCUCUAAGCUCUGAUGCUGGUCGUUGGAGCAUUGUGAAUUUAUUGUCUGAUCUUCUUUCCGAAACAUUUCCAAAACAAACAAACAUUCGUUACGUAUCUGCACUACUUUCAACGUGGUGACUGGCGUAUGAAUUUAUCCCCAACGAACAGCAACCGACUUGAAUGGUUGGUUUAAUGGUUUACAACAGUGAUUGAUUCUGCGUUUUGAAAACGGAAAAUGACAUGAAUGGGUUGUGGAUAUAUUGUUGUGAAAUAUUUGUAGGCCAUAAUUGUGAUGAUUUUUUUGCGGGGUGGGGUUGGGAUAGUUCAAGAGGGACCCAGUCUAUUCCCUUCAAGAACAGGCUUGGGUGCAUUGGCGUGGAUGGACCUCCUUCAUUUUAACUGUGAUUGGUUGGUAAUAUGAAAUAUUCGUAACUGUUAAAUACAGUAUUGACAGACAGACAGACAACCAGAUGGUGGCUAGAAGUGCUAGAUAUCGGUGUAGUGUGUGAUUGACACAUUGUUUACAGACCAAUCCUGUUAUCUCAUCAUUGUUGUGUGGAAGGUAAACACUUCAUUACUUAGCACUGCCUAUACGAAGGGUGUCACUCAAAGAGACACUCGUCGGAGAGGGAAUAACGUUUAUCCGUGGCUGGAAAACAUGCGCUGUGAUACGUAGUAUAGAAUAUAGUAUAUUAGAGCGGAAGUGGAAGUUGUGACGUCAUCAUAAUAUCUCUAGACCUUUGCAUUUAAUGUUAUUCAUUCAUGUUACUUUUAUUAUCUACAAAUUGUGCAUACAUUAUACGCACACCACAGCCAGGCUGCCAGGGGUACGCAUUUGAAAUUAUAAACAUACAAAUUUGUAUUAAUACGAAACGCAGACACAAAAGGCUGUCGUGUGAGUUAAUGAUAUAUUUUCAAAGGGCCGUGAAAUUCUUUUACUAACAAUUUUUAAUGACGCUUUCAACUCCAGGUUUUAGUAUUAACCGUUUAAUUUGAGUCCUUAUUGUAAAGGGAUGUAUACCAAUUUAUAGUGAAAUUGUAAAGAACCAUCUAUGAACUGUUGUGAUUAUCUAGAAACGAAAAACAAAACAAAACUAUACUACAUCUUUACAAAUGGAGUGUGUUGUUCAUUAAUGUUUGAGGGAAGCUAUAUAAGUUUAAUAUUUAUAAUGCAUAUAACAAUUUUUUGUGUGAAAUAUUAAAUAACUAUUUCGCGAGAACACUCACUGAAGUAGCUUCUUUUGAAAGCUAAUUUGUUCAAACUGACACUCUCACUGAUGUAGCUUCCCUAUGUUUAAGGGGUUAAACAAAAGCCUUGAUGAUAAAAGCUAAUUUUUUAAAACGUGUACUUACUGAAAUAGCGUCCCUGUUUUUGGUUUUUUUAGUGUUAUACGAAAAACCUUUCAGUUGAAGCCUCAUUUCUUCAAACUGGGCCUCACCAACCAUAUGAAGAGUCUGGUCAUAGCGUGUGUCCUGUAUUCCGUUUCCCGUUAUACGUUAUGUUGCUGGUCAACUCCUAAUGUAUAUUAGUGUACAUAGUGUAUAAACAGAUUUCUAAAUGACAUGGUUGUAUAAUACAGUGGAUAUAACAUGCCACAUAGCGUGAUUACAUUACACUACGUAGCGUUGUUACAUUACACAACACACUGUGGUUAUAUUUUACCACACACCGUGGUUAUAUCAUCUACAUGCCGUGUUUAUAUCAUACCAAAUACUCAUAAUGGCAACUGAUCUCAUAUAUGUUACUACAGUAGUGUACAAUGUAGAUAAAUGGGAAUGGGCGCCGUUUUUCUAUAGACUAAAUUUAAGUUCUUGUGGUCCGCGUUUUCCGUCAUCCCGAAGCUGUUAACGAACGUUGAACUCACAGCGCGACUUGUACUAAUGAUUUGUGAGAACUGCUGAAUCGUAAUGAUUUUAGUUCAUUGAAUUGAUUCAAACAUAUUCUAUUACUUUUGAUUAGGCACAAGCUUUCCAACUUCUUCAUAAGUUUAAUGUCAUGAUUUUUAUCAUUUUAGUCGCGCCCUGUAAGUUAUACAGCUUGAAACGUAUGCAUAAUGAGAGAACAAAUCACUUGCUUAAAAGUCGUUACCGAAUUUCGCACAGUUAUAAAGCGCCUUUAGAGAACAUUCAGCAGCGGCGUUGACAGUAUUUUGGACACGGUCAUAAAUAGUUCCAGGGAUAUAUUGGGCUUCAAUCAACAGAUAUGACUAUGUUGAGAGUUCAAAAUAACGGGUCGGACGGCAGGGUGGAGUGGGUGGGGGUGGUAAAUAUCGGAGAAGUGGAAGAGGUAAAACAUAAAAUAAAAUAAAGUUGAAGUGGCCCAAGGUUUGGAAAAUCUUAUCUUCGUAGUCGGCAUGUUACGAGAGCCCAAGAUGCUAUACUGACAGGAAAUGUGAGUAGCGGUUUGGUGACAAACUCUUUACCACCGCCGCCACAACUUCUAAACAUAUUUUAACACCCACACAUGCCACUCCAACUUGAUAAUACGACAAGUUUAUCUUGAAAACUACUUUGCCUUCGAUAAUAUACACCUGCGUGUCGUUAGAUCAUACUGACUGGGAACUCCGCGGCCGAUUCCGACAAUCAAACCUCGGAAGUAUGACCGUUGGCUAUGUUGUGGCGUCUGAUAAUUAUUUGAGAAGUUUGUUUUCACGUAUGGGUGUGUCAGGACUUUAUGACAAUGCAUUUGUUUUACCUUUAUAUAGUUAUUUGAACGCCUGUAUGAAAUGGUCUUUUAAAAUAAGACGAAGUAACGUGUAAGUGAUAUUUAAUAGGACUUAAAAGUUAAUUUACAUUAUUGUGAGUACCGGUAACUUAUAUGUCCAAAACUGGUAGUGUUAAUGAUAUGUCAAAUGGAAGUAAAUAACAAACCAAAAUGUAAGUAGAAUUGUAUGGAUAUGUUAUAGUUUAAUAAUUAAAGCUCUAUUUGCCUUAUAAAACCUAAACGUAGUGUUCAAUUAAAUAUUAUCAGUUGAUACAAACAGCAUACAGAGAAAACUGUGAUUAAAAAUCUUGAAUGUGAAUGUUUAAAGUGUUACAAGUGAGAACAGCCCAGACGAGCACAUUUUGGUAUUUGUAAUAGUUACAUGUUUUGUGUUAAACAUUUUGUGUGGAUUUGUCUCUACACAAUAAUGAUAGACUUGUAGAAGUGGUGAAGUUUGAAGUUGUACGAGCACGUCUUGCACAGUGCAUGUCUUCAGACUAUACAUGUUGAACAUUCCCUUUUAUCUACACUGUACAGCAACUCGACAAGAGAAUAAACAAUAAAUAUAUAUUACUAUUA
Messenger RNA from Gigantopelta aegis, 4835 nucleotides. Its product is annotated as meteorin-like protein. Gene Ontology annotation, molecular function: hormone activity. Lineage: Eukaryota; Metazoa; Mollusca; Gastropoda; Neomphalida; Peltospiridae. Bases 276 to 1172 code for a protein of 298 amino acids. The transcript is spliced from 4 exons. The record is from RefSeq and is a predicted model, not a curated record.